AUGUCCACUUUCAACGAUGGAAAGACGUCAACGCUUCUUGGAUUAGGAAAACCUUUUAAUAUUGACAGUAUAAGUCACGACGUUCGUCGUAAUUUAGCGAAGGUUGACCCUCGCCUACCCGAAGAAAUCAAAAAUGUGACCCUAUUGUUAAAAGAAGAGAAAAACGUUCUUUCCAGUUUACAGAAUACCGCGCUGGAAAGGAAGCAAGUGGGAGAGCAUUUGCAGAACUGGGGCAAGGGGAAUUCAGAGGAUAUUGCCGAUAUAACCGAAAAGAUGGCAAAUAUCAUAUCAAGCAUGUCGGAUAUUGACACAGUGCUAUCUGAAAAGUAUGGUCGGUACAGAAAUUGUCUGAAAGAGAUUCGUGAUGCAGAGCAGCGUCUUCAUGGCUCGAAAGAGAAGCGACACAAAAUCCACGAAGAGAAAUCAAAACUCGGCAAAUCAAGAUCUGCAAGAGCCCAGGAAUUAGAAGAUGAAUGGCAACAAGUCAAUCGCGAACAUACAACUAACGAGAUGGAAGUUAACAAUAUUAGGCGAAGGAAGCUGAAGGAAGCAUUCUCUCUGCAUAUGGAUUCGAUAUUUGAAGCGGCCGAACGUAUGGCUAUAAUUGCUGGGUUUGGCUGGGAGCUCAUUGGCCAGUUUGACGCUACCCCUGACUCGCCUGGCUCGACAAGACCAAAAUAUACUGGUGAUAAGGAUACAUCACAAAUUGUCAGAGAUUGCCAGAUCCAAUUGCAUCGAUGGCAACCACCUGCAACAGGCAUUAGACCCCUCCUGCCUGCAUUGACAAACACAGCUCCGGCACAGUUAGCUGAUCAGAAACGCGAAUAUGAAACCAAAUUAAAUCAUCUCUACUCACAAAUGGCAUCUCAACGUGGAGCUUGUGAGAAGCAAGUUAGUGAACUCACAAAUGAAUUAAGGCAAGCUGAAGAAAAGACUUCGGUACUGGUCAAAGAUAAUACGCAAGAGCUAGCAAAUAAGGAACAGGGACUAGAGAACCAGAAACAGGAUCUGGAGAACCAGAAACAUGAACUAGAGAACCAGAAACAUGAACUAGAGAACCAGAAACGAGAAUUAGAAAACCAGAAACGAGAAUUAGAAAACCAGAAACAAGAAUUAGAGAAUCAGAAGCUAGAAUAUAAAGCUCAGUUGGACGGUUUGUCUAGUGAAUCGCAUUUGCAAAGAGAAGUGUAUGAGAAGCAGAUUAAUGAAUUGAAUGAUAAAUUGCUUGAUGUACAAAAGAAACUUGAGCAACGUAUAUUGGAACUUGAAGACUCUUUAGCAAGUGAGACACGAAAGAAUGAAGAGUUGCUAAAAGAAAACCAAGUAUUAUUGAACCAGAAACAGGAUCACGACAUACAAUCGCAAGAACACGACAAUAAUGUUGCUAGGCUUCAGAAUGAGAUGACUGCCGUUGCAAGCGAGAAAGGCAAGUUGUCUCAGGUUAUUAAAGAUCUUGAGGAGGCAUUGCAAUCAAAAACGUCAGAAUUAUCACAAAAGGAAGAAAAGAUAAGCAAGUUGGAAGAAGAUAUUUCGAGUAUUAAAUCCGAGAUCGCUGGAUUGAAAACAGUCCCAUCUGACGCGUCAACUGGUGUCACUUCUUCGCAAUCUUCUAUUGUUGCCUCUACAGUAGAAAUUUCAACACCAGUGAAUCCACAGGUUCCACCAAUUGGUGGGCUGUAUCAGCAUAAUUUAUAUAACCCACAGGGACAAGGUUAUUAUGGACCACAAGCAUAUCAAAUGCAACAGCCAUUCCAUAAUCCACAAGAGUAUUAUAGUCAGUCUGGUCAGCCAAGUCAACCCUCAUUUGCACAGCCUAGCUCGAGUCAAGGGCAUCUAUCCAAUCCCCCAUCGCAACCAUUUGUAGGUGGAUUCUUGUUUGGAACUCCUGGUGAAGCCCCUCCUGCUUAUGAGCCUCCCAAAGAUGGUCAAGGGGGUGCGGGAAAAAGCUGA
Paraglomus brasilianum is the source of this 1950-nucleotide messenger RNA. The record is from the annotation of a GenBank genome assembly. Lineage: Eukaryota; Fungi; Glomeromycota; Glomeromycetes; Paraglomerales; Paraglomeraceae.